Messenger RNA from Acipenser ruthenus (sterlet), 6668 nucleotides. Its product is annotated as transmembrane protein 150C-like. The record is from RefSeq and is a predicted model, not a curated record. NCBI's taxonomy places the organism in Eukaryota, Metazoa, Chordata, Actinopteri, Acipenseriformes, Acipenseridae. The coding region runs from base 3735 to 4478 and encodes 247 amino acids. The transcript has 9 exons.
GCCUACAGUAGGCUACUCGGUCACUUUGCAUAAGACUACACGUUUUCUAUUCUCUCAAACACAGCAUAUGCAUAAGUCGAAUUUCUAAAGAAUACGUUUGUCGGGCAUCUUUGCCAACAGUGCAGUUUCUGCGAUACCACCGCUCGGCAUUAAACACGCCGGAGAAUGCAGCGGGGCACGGAAGAAGAGGGAGAGAAGACGUACCGCCUUACGCAAUUGUUUAAAUGCAUUACUUCAAUUUGUAUAUAGUACAAAGGGAAGAGUAGCGCUUAUUGUAAUGAAACAUUGCACUGUGUACCUCGACAAAUACAUGAGCAGCCUGAACGAAACCGAGAAAAGACGAAUCGCACGCCCAAGGAAUUCAGAGACUUCCUUGCAGGGCCGAAUUUGGUGUGCUGUGAUGAGCUUUCAAAAUGCAAAAACAGGACACCUGCCAUUUUUAUGAGGGGGUAUUGUAUAUUUUUACAUAUUUUAUACUGUGUAUUUAAUAACAAUAUUUCAAAAUUAAAUAUCCACUUAUCAACUUUGAAUUCUUCUUAACAACGUUUUCACCUCAGUAUCCAAUUCUAAAAUAUUUUCUCCAUAAUGUCUAAGAAACUCUUGUUGAGUCAUUUGCACUUUUCCAAAUCCACGUGUAUGACCGUUACAAGUAAGGGUGCCUCGAUAAAUUCAUCAGUGCUCUGCAUGGCUGAGUCGGAAGUGACAUCACUUGGUGCUCAUAGGUGCAAGGAAUUUAACAGUUUGGUGAACUAACAUAGCUGAUAAUAAUAAUAAUAGAAAGGUUGCUGCUGCGUCAUGCAAGGCUGUGGUUGACCUGUGCGAGCUGAAAGCUUAUUGGGAUGAAGGUUUAGUUGUCUUUAACAGACUAAUUAGGAGCUAGCUUGUUGUUACAUUAAAAUGUAGAAAGCAGCUAGCCUGCAACUGUAAAUAUUUAUAAAUAUGAAUAUAUUGUAGCGAUCUCCAUUAAUGCAGGCAGGCGCAUCACACACGGCGAGGUAAUCCACACAGGCGGAGGGCGGGCGCGAACCCGGGACCUCUCUCUCGCACUAAAGUCUAGCACCAAUACCACUGUAUAAAAGGAGCCGGCUAUAUCGGGCUUAUGACUUCAUGUGUGAUUACGUCACCUACCAGCGCUGCUGCUGCCUUCCCCCCUGCACGCUACAAUAUUAAUGGAUACACUUUCAAAAACAGUUCGCCCACUUUUCGCAACUUUGUAACAUAUUUGUUUGAAAUAUAAAAGGACAAAUAACAUACAUGAUAAAAAAAAUAGUCUGUUCUCUCUCUCAUAUCGAAUUCUUGUACGUCACUAGCUUAGUUGGCUAUUCUGGAUAAGUUGGCAAAUGUGAUAUUGUUUAUUAGCGCUAUUAUAUAUUUAUUUAAAAUACACAACUCCAUACCCAUUUUCAAAAGAUUUGGCAUCUCUGAAUCUACAAUUACAUUGAUAAUAGUAUCUCUGUACAAGACAAACUUCCACAGUGGGAGCGGCCAUUUUGGUUUUGCUGCAGUUCACCAACUCUUAACCCUGGUGAAUCCGCUGCUUCAGCGGUGACGCACCGGUGAAUUUAACAACGGUUUGGUGAAUCUUCUUUAUAUCGGUGCAUGCAGCGGUGAAUUUAGCAACGCACCCUAACCCAUUCCUCUCUUAAGCUGCACAGGUGCUUACUUUUUGUCUUUGGUGCAGUAGGCCUUUAGGGUACACUCCUUCUUUUACCAACCUAAAACGGGUUGUACAUAAUACCGAUCCACAAAACUACAGACCAAUAAACCUGACUUCUAUUAUAUGUAAACUUAUGGAAACUAUAAUAAGAUCCAAAAUGGAAAAUUACCUGUAUGGUAACAAUAUCCUGGGAGACAGUCAGCAUGGUUUUAGGAAAGGGAGAUCAUGUCUGACUAACCUGCUUGACUUUUUUUGAGGAUGCAACAUUGACAAGGGAUAAUUGCAAAGCAUACAACAUGGUUUAUUUAGAUUUCCAGAAAGCUUUUGACAAAGUCCUGCAUAAAAGAUUAAUUCUCAAACUGAACGCAGUAGGGAUUCAGGGAAAUGCAUGCACAUGGAUUAGGGAGUGGUUAACAUGUAGAAAACAGAAAGUACUGAUUAGAGGAGAAACCUCAAAAUGGAGCGAGGUAACCAGUGGUGUACCACAGGGAUCAGUAUUAGGUCCUCUGCUAUUCCUAAUCUACAUUAAUGGCAAAUGACAUUUAAUAGAGAAAAGUGUAAGGUACUGCACGCAGGCAAUAAAAAUGUGCUUUAUAAAUACCAUAUGGGAGAUACUGAAAUUGAAGACGGAAUCUAUGAAAAAGACCUAGGAGUUUAUGUUGACUCAGAAAUGUCCUCAUCUAGACAAUGUGGGGAAGCUGUAAAAAAGGCCAACAAGAUGCUCGGAUAUAUAGUGAAAAGUGUUGAAUUUAAAUCAAGGGAAGUAAUGUUAAAACUUUACAGUGCAUUAGUAAGACCUCAUCUAGAAUAUUGUGUUCAGUUCUGGUCACCUCGCUACAAAAAGGAUAUUGCUGCUCUAGAAAGAGUGCAAAGAAGAGCAAACAGAAUUAUUCCAGGUUUAAAAGGCAUUUCAUAUGCAGACAGGCUUAAAGAAUUGAAUCUAUUCAGUCUUGAACAAAGACGACUAUGUGGUGAUCUGAUUCAAGCAUUCCAAAUUCUAAAAGAUAUUGACAAUGUCGAUCCAAGGGACUUUUUCGACCUGAAAUAAGAAACAAUUACCAGGGGUCACAAAUGGAGAUUAGAUAUUGGGGCAUUCAGAACAGAAAAUAGCAGGCACUUUUUUACACAGAGAAUUGUGAGGGUCUGGAACCAACUCACCAGUAAUGUUGUUGAAGCAGACACCCUGAGAUCCUUCAAGAAGCUGCUUGAUGAGACUCUGGGAUCAAUAAGCUACUAACAACCAAACAAGCAAGAUGGUCUGAAUGGCCUCCUCUCGUCUGUAAACUUUCUUAUGUUCUUAUGUUCUUAUGUUCUUAUGUGUCACUUAAAUGUUUAGUCAGCCAUGGUUGAGUGAAAUGAACAAAACACCACUCUGGUUUAAACACUUAUUAAGGAAGAUUACCUUAUACAUUCGCCCAGUGUUGAAACUCUCCUGUACAAUGUCACAGGUAGAACAAAAACACUUGUAUAAAAGACCCUCAUCUUUUUUAAUGUCUGUGUUGACUCGUGGUCUACAACAGAGCUUCAGUGUUGUGACUUUUUAUAGCAUCGUACUGCUGCACGUAGAAGCACAGGUUUGCCUUUGUGGUGCUUAGGGUGAUACAGGAUCCAAGGGGUGGGGAAGCAGGUAACCUUUUGGCAAUGUAAACAAACAUGGCAUGUCAAUAAAGUACUCAUUCUGUAAAGUAGGUGCACAUAGUACAUAAUAAUAAUAAUACAAAAAACAAGGAUUGGUUUGUGUGUGUGUGUGUGACAUUGAACUGAACGGGAUAACACUACAGACAUUUACAUAGGUCUAGAGCUCCUCUCAAAACUGCAGGUGGCCAUUAUUGUUGUAUAAGAAAGAUACUGAAGACCAUGUCAUUGUUUAUCUUUCUGUCAAUUCAGGCAUGUUUUUCAAUGUGGUAUUGGAGGGUAUUGGAAUGGGAGUUGUUGUCUUGACACAGAGAGAUUCCAAAGCUCCACCUUUUGUUUAAAAUCAGGAACUCCAAAAAGCCUGACCACAGGCUGGGUCAAUGUGUGUAAAUGAAUGCAUGAGCAGCUGAACAGGAAAUAGCUCAAGGACUUUUAAGAAGCAAUGAGGAAGUGCAGUAUUUGGGCGUUUCUACCCAUUCUGUUCUCUCUAUUUACCACUGCAGGACUCUGGAUCGUGUAUUUCAUAGCUGUGGAAGAUGAUAAAAUAAUACCACUGAACUCAGAAUACAGAAAAGAAGGAUCUAAAGCUCCACCUUACAUAAGUAUUGCAGGUGAUGCUCCCCCUGCAAGCUGUGUAUUCAGUCAAGUCAUGAACAUGGCCGGAUUUGUAGCGUUUGCAAUUGCUGGUCUCAGAUAUAUUCAGCUGAAGCCUAGAAUGCACACACCAUGGCUAAACAUUGGCAGCCUGGUUGCUUUAUGCCUGGCAUGCUUUGGAAUGACCUUACUGGGAAAUUUUCAGCUUUCAAAUGACGAGGAGCUACACAAUGUAGGGACAUCGAUGACUUUUGGAUUUGGGACCCUUGCAUGCUGGCUUCAGUCUGUCGUGACUCUCAAAGUCAACUUAAAGAACGAAGGGAGGACAAUCGGAAUUCCACGAGUCCUGCUUUCAGCUGCUAUUACUCUCAGUGUGCUCCUGUAUUUCAUCCUGAUGGCUCAGCGUUUGCACAUGCACGCUGCCCAAGUCCAGUGGGCUCUCGUGAUGUUCUUCAUCAGUUUCCUGGGGUCCUUUGCAGUGGAAUUCCGACACUACAGGUUUGAAAUUGUGUGCACAGAUGACCAAGACAACAUUCUGAGUCUAUCUGAGACCUUCUCUGAGAUCUCAGAGCACCAGUCUGACCAGCUGUAAUGACUGAGCAGCAGCAUCUUCUACCUUACAGUUAUCUUGUGUUUUUAUACUUGAUCAAGGAUCGGGGGCGUGCAAGGCUGUUUUAUUCAGGCAUGCAUGAAAAAAAAAAAAAUACUGUAAAAGCCUGAGACUUUCUUUAUCCUUCUUGAAUCUACAAAAGCUGGAAAGGACGGAUGUACAUAUCAAUCCUUUGAAUCUGGCACCAGAAUGAGAAGCCGCAGGUUUAUCCCCAUCAAUAAUAAAUCAUUGUAUUCCUUGUUGCAAGGGAGGCUACUGACAGGCGCCAGCAGAUGAUGUUACGCAGUCCUAGUUUGUUGUCACGGAAACCUCUUUGCAGCACCCACACUGUUCGGUCACAAGACUGAGAAUGUAAGCUAACAUCACUGAAAUCAAAUAAAAGGCUGAUAUUUGCAUGGCACAUGAGUAAAGCUAAAAGUAUCCCCGUCUUUUUUAGGGUCAUACAGUUUUCACUAUCAGCAUGAUUUUUUUUUAAAACAAGUUCUGUGUGUUUUAUAAAAUUGUAAAAUUGAGGUGUCCCAUGAGACUGAACCCACAUUAUCAGUUACUAAAUGAGUGCAACAGUAUACUUCAGAAAAUACCCUUUCCCAGAAUAACUUAAUGCAAUGAAAGUACUACUGUAAUAGAGGCAACAUCCAUCAUUUAAAAGCUUAAACCCUCAGGAUACAUUUUAGACUUGUUGUCUAAACCUAUAAUUCAGAAAUAACUACCUAAAGUGGCCUAAUUAAUGUAAUAAAAGGGAUGGAAAAAUGCUAGCCGUCUGAACCCUGUCCAGGCUAACCCUUGGCCACCAUGAUGUACUGCACUGCUGAACUGUCAAACAUCUGUUCAUGCAUUAAGGUUCAUGGUUUUAAAACUUAGCAUUCUAUAUGGCAGUUGGUUUAUAAACGUCUUAAGCACUAAUUAAAAGGGAGCACCUUUACACAUGCUUACAAAAUAAAAAGAUAAAUCAUCUACAGUCAUGAGCUGAAAGAGUUUUGGUAGAAGGACCCAAGUGAGUGAAAUGCUUGUUGAAAGACAUGCCAGUGACUUGUCUAAAAUAAUAUAGGCAACACACUGCACUUCCUAAAUGUGUUUAUUUAGGUUUCACUCUCUUGGAUAAUCCACGGUAAGUUAACAUGGUGGUUACAGCAUGUACUGUUAUUACACAUUAAUCAAAUCCUUUUAUCUAACCAUGUCGGAGCAAUUCAAAACCUAAUUCUCAUUUACUGUGGAGACCUAGGGAAUAGGGAGGAGAAUACCCAUAGCAACGUGGGGUACUGACAAAGCCAAACCUUAAGUUCUGAGAUCUAAAGAUCGAACGGCUGCAAAACUUUUUUUUAAUUCAUCAUGGCAUUUUUUGGUUUGCAAAUUAAUGCCAAGGGCCACAACACUCCUUAACAAUCCUAAUAAAAUCCUUAACUAAAUCACAUUGACAAAUGUUUCGACUAAUGCCUAACCAGGGUUUCUUAUGGGUUUACCUCAAUAUAAAAAGCUGAGAUUAAACUUUCCUUGUGGAAAUAUGUUAACUGCGUGAGAAUAUGUGUGACACUUUUUUUAUCCAGACCAGAAAGUGUGGUACUAUACUUAUGACCAAUCCUAGGUCAUGAAGAUAAGCUUUUAUGCCAUGCACAGCUGUGUCCAAAAAGAGAACGGGGGAGGGGUAUGUUUUUUUUUAUAUUGUGUAUGAUGUAAAAUCUUUUCUUACUGUAAAUGUAUGACUAUUAAAGAACACACACACACACACACACACAUCAGUUAAUAUUAAAUAUAUUGUAACAUACAUAUUCAUGCCAUGAUAAAAUAUACUCUCAUCAUGCAUGUUAUUUCUUGUGUAAAUUGCUGUUUGCAUUGUUAUGGAUGUGGAUGUAACUGAAUUAAAGUCAGUAUUAAAUCAAAUAAGCACUGUGCCUCAUCUUCGUGACCUUGCCGUACACUGCAUUAUAUACUGGAUCUCGUAGAGCUCCCUUUUUUUUUUCAGUAGUCGCCAAUUCUAUUUUUUUAUCAUUUUCUCCCAAUUUAGAAUAGCCAAUUACUUUUAGGCUCAGCUCACCGCUACCACCCCUGCGCUGACUCGGGAGCGGCGAAGACAAACGCACACUGUCCUCCGAAGCGUGUCCCGUCAGCCGACCGCUUCUUUUCACACUGCAGUGCAGACCCACCAUGCAGCCACCUCAGAGACACAGUGUAGGA